Molecule: messenger RNA, 1713 nt
Organism: Durusdinium trenchii
Lineage: Eukaryota; Dinophyceae; Suessiales; Symbiodiniaceae
Source: the annotation of a GenBank genome assembly
AGCCACUGCCAAGAUCUUCAGCCAGCGCCAUGAUUCCUGAAGCCUGCAAGACACUAAGCAUUUCUUCAGGUACUCACCUUGGCUCUUUUCUGGAAAGGCUUCGGGCCUGGACUUUGUCCAGCGAAGAGCGACUGCGGAGAGCCGAAAGUAAGGUCUUAGAAGGUACGAAGUGCAAAGUCCACGUGACUGAUGUGCCUGUCAAAGAUGGAAGCAUACACACGCUGAGUAUAUCUCCAAGUUCAAGUGGAAGAGCACCAGUGGUCCUCGUCCAUGGAUACUUCAUGGGAUCGGCCUCCUGGGCACAUAGCUUUGAUGCCUUGGCCUCUAGCGGGCGCAAUGUCUAUGCCAUCGACUGGCCCAGCUGGGGACUCUCCUCUCGGUCGUCCUUUCCGGCGGGGCAGGGUAUCGAUGCUUGCGAGCAGUUCUUCGUGGAUGGCAUAGAGAGCUGGCGAAAGUCUGUUGGCCUCGAACGUGUGGUUUUGUUGGGCCACAGCUUUGGAGGCUACUUUGCCGCUUGCUAUACGAUGAAAUACCCCCAGCACGUCGAGAAACUCAUCCUCGCGAGCCCGGUGGGUAUGAUGGGUAAGCAACCCGACGCUGGAUUUUCCGAAGAUCGUCUGAAGUCUUUGCCCUGGUGGCAACGCUUUCUCUUCUAUCGAAUCAAGAGUAUGUGGGAAGGAGGUUGGACGCCCAUGGAUUUCGUCCGAGUCCUUGGACCCUUGGGUCUUUGGCUCACAGACUGGUACAUGGAUCGCCGCUUUCGGCACGCCCGAGAGCUGGGCACCAUGCAACUGGAUUCUUCAGCCUUUGCCCAGUACCUCCAUGCCUUGGCUCGCCGUUCUCCGGGCUCAGAGCGCUGCUUGGGCGCCUUGUUGGACUUUGGGGCCUGGGCGAAGCACCCGGUGGCACCGCGCCUCGUGGAGCAGCUGCAACGCGAAGUCGGCGAAGUUCCGGUGACGCUCCUGUAUGGGGACACAGAUUGGAUGGAUGCACGUGCUGGGGCCUGGCUGGUUAGGGAGCUGGGCAAAAGCUACCCCACAGAGAUGUUGGUCAUCGAGAACGCAGGACAUCAGAUGUUCCUUGACAACCCACUGGCCUUUGAUGCUGCCUGUCGUCGAGCCUUAGAGCUCCGUGGCUCAAGUUUGCAGUUGUUUGCUGAGCACAGCAUGCUGCGCAUGUUUCUGGGAAUCUCAUUGUGCUGCUUGCUGGUCAAGCCUCUGACAGCCUCCAGCAUUGUGAAGGAUCAGUCGAACCGGUUGAUGCGUGCAGUUGAAGCCGACGGCAACGUGCACUUGCCCUUAUGAAGCGUUGGCAGCAUUCAAAAUUCGUGUAAGCAUUUCUAGAUCUAGCCUAGUGCACCCGGAUUCUUUCACAGAUUCUUUCACAUGUACCUAAUAGCGAUGGCCUCCAACCUACUAGCGAUGGCCUGCUAGCCUCGUGCACCCGGAUUGAACACAAUGCCAAACUGUACUUGGGAAGGUCACCCACCAAGCCAUGCGUUUUGAUCACGGGCAAGCCACUUGAGGCAGCGGCACCUCUGUUGAUGCUUGCGAUCCUUCAAUGCCAGAUCCACAGUGCACCGCAAGGUUCGUUUGCGACGAGAAGUCCUGUAAUAUUUGCAGACGAAUUGAGGAUCAAUGUGUGAAGGACCAGGAAUGCAAACAAUAAACCUUGGAAUACGAUUAGGGAAUCAUCAAACAUGUAUUAAAUGAC